Molecule: messenger RNA, 3156 nt
Organism: Neocloeon triangulifer
Lineage: Eukaryota; Metazoa; Arthropoda; Insecta; Ephemeroptera; Baetidae
Product: aminopeptidase N
Exons: 16
Coding region: 153-3041 (962 amino acids)
Biological process (GO): peptide catabolic process; proteolysis
Cellular component (GO): cytoplasm
Molecular function (GO): peptide binding; metalloaminopeptidase activity; zinc ion binding
Source: RefSeq, a predicted model, not a curated record
CAUCAUUUUGUCACCACGGUCAGUUGCAGUUCAUCAGUCCCUGCGGUUGGUGAACUGUUUAUAUAGUGCAAGACAAAUUUGAUCAAGGAUUUCGUGUAAGUCCUGGUUCAUCAGGCAGAAGUUGGGUUAUCCAGGAACUUCAACAGUCUAAAAUGGCUAAAGGGCAGGGCUUUUUGGCCCUGAGCCUGACGGUUCUAUUGGCAAUGGUAUACGGUGGACGAGUGCCCAGAGGUGCCGAUUUCAAAGCCAUCAACCAUCGGCACGUGGACAUCAGGCUUCCGCCCGGAAUAAAGCCCGAGUCGUACUUUUUGCAAUUGCAGCCAUUCUUGGAGCAGGACCUAUUCCGCGGACACGUUUUCAUCAACAUCACGGUGACCUCUGACCUGGAGCAGCGCGACCUCAUCACUUUGCACGCUGGUUCCAAGUUGAAACUGAAACACGUCACCUUAGACGAGGUCUACCCUGCGGGUCCGUUGGCGCCGACGACGCCCGCCCCAGUUUUAGAUGCUGAGGAGACGACUGAUUUGCCUGAAGAAGUGGAGGAACCUCCGACUGUUGUCAGCGUGGACAGGGAGCCGCAGGGUCAACUCCUGCUCAUCAAACUGUCUAAGGAGUUAAUACCUGGCUAUUCGUACAGGCUGGGCGCCGAAUUUUCAGGACAUAUCAACAACAAAUCCAGUGACGGAAUCUUCAAAGGUCAUUAUGUUAACCAAGUUACCGGCAACACACACUUUUACGUGGCCGCUCACUUCAAACCAAGCUUUGCCAGAACCGUCUUCCCCUGUUUCGAUGAGCCGGAGAUGAAAGCCGUGGUCACUGUGUCCAUCGCUAGACCAAAAGAGACCGACCUGCGGACAAUCUCAAACAUGCCUCACGUCUCCACUUUGCCCAUGGUUAACGAUAUUUCCUGGGUCUGGGAUACUUUUGAGGCGUCGCCCCCGAUGUCUACCUACGCGAUCAGUUUCCUGACCUCCGACCUGAUGGCAGGACCGCGUGAGGAGGACGAAAUUGUGCGCGUCUUCUCUCGCCCGGCGCUUGCUGAAGAGACGGAAUACGCAAGGAGAGUCGCGCCGAAGGCGCUGGACUACUUUGAAAAGACCCUUGGAGUGCGAUUCCCCUUGCCUAAGCUGGACUUGGUUGCUCUUCCAGGGUUCAACGCCCCUGUCCCUGCUGAAAACUGGGGACUUGUUUUUUACCGAGAGGGUGAUAUACUAAGCGGAGGAAAUGGGUACAACCGCUGGGUCACCUCGUACGUGGUCAACGAACUGGUCAUGCAAUGGAUCGGUAGCUUAGUGACCCCAAAUUGGUGGCAGGACGUGUGGAUGAACAGGGCCCUUGCUAACUUCCUGGCUAGAGGCGCCGCAUUUCAAUUGGAACCGGCAGAGGAAAAGUACUCUCACGAACAAACCCCUGCAGCUGCCGUUUAUGCACUUUACUAUGAAUAUAGCAAGAGAAGCCCCUAUGCUCGCCAGCCAUCAAUGAAGGAUAUAAUUUCUGCUACUAAAGCCGAGGUGGUUAUCAGAAUGCUCAAUUUCACAAUUUCUCAAAAAACGUUCAUGAACACAUUGAGAGAUUUCAUCAAUGACAGGAGCUACAGCACCUACACACCAGAGCAGUUCUGGGCCGCAAUUGGCAAAAGGGCGCACAGCGAAGGAACCCUGCCUUUGGCGGUCAGUUCGAAGGCCGUUGCCUCUACUUGGAUGAACGGCAAUAGAAUUCCUUUGCUGACUGUUACCCGGGACUACAAAGGAAACAUCGAUUUAUCGCAGCGCCAAUUCAUUAGAGACCCCGGUUUUGAUGACGAUGAAAAUGUGGAAGACGAGUCUCUGUGGUGGAUCCCCGUUAUUAUGGCACCCCAGCGCCCUGACGGCAGGGUGGACAUUGUGACGAAAGCCCCUGCCCUGUGGAUGCCACCGACUAAGCAGAUUGAAAAUCUAAGCGAUCCAAGCGAACCUGAAAAUUUCCUCAUUGUUAACCCGGAGGAUAUCGGUCUGUUUCUUGUGAAUUAUGAUACACAAAAUUGGAAGCUGCUGGGCAACCACCUUCUGAAGGAGGAAGGCCGCGUCGGGCCGAGUUCAAUCCCACCAACCACUCGGGCAAAACUGUUGCACGACUCAUUGAAUCUGGCCAUGGCUGGCGCUCUGGACUUUGACACUGCCUUAUCAAUGGCCAGAUUCCUCAAAUUCGAGAGGCAAUUUGAACCCUGGCACCCGUUCUUCAACAUGGUCGAUGUUCUCUCCAAGAGGUUGGACGGUACAGCGGCUGGGAAAUAUUUCGGGAGAUUUGUUUUGCGUCUGGCGUCUAAUUUGGAUUCCAGCCUUGGUGAAGCGGGUCUGCCUAAUGAGCCGGCGUGGAGAGGAAAAUUGAGGAGCAACACUAGGCACAUGCUUUGCUCUUUAGGAGAGGAAAAUUGCGUAAACAAGGCAAGGGAUGUUUUCGCACGAUGGGUUAGAAGCAAAACUCCUGACGUCAAUAUCCCCGUUCCAAGCAGAGUUUUCUGCCCUGUGUUUGCGUUUGGCUCAAAAGAGGAGUGGAACUUUGGCUUCGAACGGCUGGGCCAUUUGACCGGCGCCAAAGCCUCGGCAGAUCGCAACUUCCUCCUCAAGACCCUUGCGGGCUGCCCGAGGGACCCAGCCAAAAUUGAAAAGCUGCUGACUGCCAGUCUGUUGAGCAAAGGAACAAAGGGAGAGCCUUUCUCCGAGUCGGACAUUCGCUUGAUUUUGGGUGAAAUUUCCGGCAGACACGCAGGAUUCACCGAGUUGUUUAGAUUUUUGAAGACCCACUGGAAACAACUAAAAGAGAACUUCCACAGCCGACCCCACUUGUGGGUUGCCCUUGUGACUGCCGCGACCUCUAAUUUCAAAACUGAGGGAGAAUUGAAAAUGGUUGAGCAAUUCAUUGAAGAGCACCAGGGUCACUUCGGGUCAGCCGUCGAGGGAGCUCUCCAGAAAUCUUUGGAGCGUGUCCAAUUUGAAGCUGCCUGGAGCAAGAAGCACCUCGACGAGAUCGAGAACUGGCUAGCUGGCCAAAUGGCGGAUUAAUUACAAGCUAAUAGCUUAAUUUGCAAAUUGCAUGUAAAAGAAACGAAUUUUUGACAUAAUAGUAUAAAUAUUACGUAUAUACUUCAAAUUUUAUUAAUAAAAUGGUGCACUCAAA